Messenger RNA from Musa acuminata subsp. malaccensis (wild Malaysian banana), 1674 nucleotides. The record is from RefSeq and is a predicted model, not a curated record. Lineage: Eukaryota; Viridiplantae; Streptophyta; Magnoliopsida; Zingiberales; Musaceae.
AUAUAUGAUUGCUCUUCCGUCGCGUCCUUUCUCUUCUGGUCCUCUCUAUUUUUAGGAAUGAUGCAGCCUCCUCCGAUGGCGCCGCCGCCGAUGGAGCAGCAGCCGCAGCAGUGGAACAUGAUGCCGCCGCAGCCGCAGUACUACCAGGCCCCCCCUGCGCCGCCUAUGUGGAACCAGCAACCCUCCCAGGUUCCGCCGCCUGUCCCCCAGCUCGUGCCGCAGCCCCAGCCGCAGUAUCAGGCCCCGGCUCCGGUGCCGCCGCCCCAGAUGCAGUACCAGGUUCCGCCGCCCGCCCAGGCUCCGCCCAUGGCGCCACAGCCGGCGUCGUCUGAUGAGAUCCGUACGCUUUGGGUUGGCGAUCUGCAGUACUGGAUGGACGAGAACUAUCUGUACAGCUGCUUUGUGCAUACUGGGGAGGUAGUUUCAGUUAAGGUUAUCCGCAACAAGCAGACCGGGCAAUCAGAGGGUUAUGGUUUUAUUGAGUUUGUAUCACGUGUGGCUGCUGAUCGAAUUCUUCAAACAUAUAAUGGUCAAAUUAUGCCUAACUCUGAACAAGCUUUCAGAAUGAACUGGGCAACAUGUGGGGCAGGUGAGAAACAUGGUGAUGGUGCUGAUUAUACGAUUUUUGUUGGAGACUUGGCGGCAGAUGUUACUGAUUAUUUGUUGCAAGAGACAUUCAAGAGCCAUUACACCUCAGUUAAGGGUGCCAAAGUUGUCACUGAUAGACUGACUGGGCGCUCCAAAGGCUAUGGAUUUGUCAAAUUUGGAGAUUUAAAUGAACAAACAAGAGCAAUGACCGAAAUGAAUGGAGUUUACUGUUCAACAAGACCCAUGCGGAUUGGUGCAGCUGCUAAUAAGAAGAGCUUGGGUACCCAACAACAGUAUUCCGCAAAUGCUUCCUUUCAGACUGGACAGGGUGACGAGUCUGAGUCUGAUCCAAAUAAUACAACGAUAUUUGUGGGUGGACUGGAUCCAAAUAUUACGGAUGAUCAUUUGCGCCAAGUGUUUAGCGCAUAUGGGGAAAUAGUCUAUGUAAAGAUACCUGUAGGCAAGCGUUGUGGAUUUGUUCAGUUCGCUAACAGGGCCAGUGCUGAGGAGGCUUUAAGGAUGUUAAAUGGGACCUUGUUGGGUGGUCAAAGCAUCCGGCUUUCAUGGGGUCGCAGUCCUGCAAACAAACAGCCACAACAAGAUCCCAACCAGUGGAAUGGUAGCUACUAUGGUUACACCCAAAGUUAUGAUACCUAUGGAUAUGCUCCGCCACAGGAUCCUAAUAUGUAUGCAUAUGCAACAUAUCCAGGAUAUGGGAACUAUCAGCAGCCGCAGCAGCAGGCACAACCACCACCUCAGUAAUUUUGCACUCCUGACGAGGUGUGGUGAAUGCUACUAUAUCCACAUACAAAUACCAAUAGUUGCUGGGAGCAUAUAAUAAUGCUUUGGUUGUUGUUCAUCUGUUGGAAAGGGGGCAGCCUUCACCUAGAUGUCAUAAUAUACCAAUAGGCUCGCUCUUGGUUUCUCUUUGGUUACAUGUAUGUGAACCCCCUUAGGAACUGCACUUUUGCACGCUAUUAUGUUGAGAUUGUGUUGCUAUUAUGCACGCUUGUGUUCGACUGUUUUCACUCUCUUAGUUUUGCCUAAUCUAAUUGUUUUAUGAUGAACGUUUUGCUUUCGUUUGGA